Molecule: messenger RNA, 595 nt
Organism: Vanessa atalanta (red admiral)
Lineage: Eukaryota; Metazoa; Arthropoda; Insecta; Lepidoptera; Nymphalidae
Exons: 5
Coding region: 85-564 (159 amino acids)
Cellular component (GO): BLOC-1 complex
Source: RefSeq, a predicted model, not a curated record
UACUUGAGUAAGACGUCUAAAACUUUAUUUGUUGAUUUUUAUACUUCGUUAUUUACUAUUACAAGCAAAAUAUUUCGUUAAAUAAUGUCCAAGACAGCACAUGUAGUGGAUGGCGAAGCUUCGGAAUCCGAUUCCGAAAUCGAAAUUGGUAAAUCACCCGACAUAACUCCAUCAUCCCGAGCCUGUGUCAUAUCAGGAGAAGCACCUGAGUCUGAUGAUGAAACGAAAGUACAAUCUCCGGUUCUCAAUGAAAUCGAUGCUCCGCUCAACACAUCUCUCUUUCGGUCCUCACCGAACAAGUUGAUAUACAAUUCCUUGUUGCAUCAAAAGUUAUGGGAAUGCAAUGUAUCACUCCGGGCAACAAUUGAAGGCCUCGCAAAACAUACAACGGACAUCUGUGUCGAAAAGCUGACCAGUUCUGAUAAAACUUUGCUAAAUGUGCAGGAAUGUAUGCGAGCAACAAACGCCAACUUAACUCUGGCGAGAGCGAGGUUGAAGCAACUUCACACCGAACUGGAAAAGGCGAAUUGUUCAACAGCCUUGCCGACUGUCAAGAUUAAAUAAAUAACUCACUCAUAAUAAAAUUGUUUUUUUU